GACACUCCCCUCACAGCCUUUGGCAGGUCAAUAAAUGGAGUAGUAGAGAAGGGAUUGAGGAAAGUGUUGGGGGGGGGGGAUUUUCCCUACUUGUCAACUCUGUGUUGUUCCACUCAUUAAGCACAGUGAGAUUAAGCCGGUGUUGGGACUGAGGGGGAGCUGUGGUUCGUGGUGGGUUGGAUUGGCAUGCAUGCAGUGGGCGCAGUCAGAAGCUCGUCAUAGGCCCAUGAACAGGCAGGGCUGGGAGGAAAACAGACAAUUAAAUCAAUAAGACAGCAGUCAGCAGAUCACUGCGCCGGCUACUGCUUCCCCUCAGCCUUUUGGAAGAAAAAACUCAUUUGAAAGAGCUCUCUCCUCUUCAGCUUCAGGUUGCUUACAUAAGCAAAGAAUGGUAAAACUUUGGCCCUGUGGCCGAGUCCUCUUAUGACAUCUCUCCCCUAACCUCAACCUGUCACUCCAAAGUAAUCAAAGUUAAUUUGACUUAAACAGACAGACGUAACAAGCUGUACUUUAAAACAUAAAAUAGUCUUUGAAACACCUCGCAAGGUUUCAGAGCUCUGUAAUCGUCCUCCUGCAGUAAAUGACAAAAAGUAGAAUUUACUCCUGAAACGACUAUUACCGUGAAAGGUACAUUGGCAAGAUUUUAGUCUAUAACAGGUUUCAAUCUCUAGGGCAAUCUUAUGAAGCAGAGUGCCAAACAGUGAAACUCAGUAUCACUCCCCAGGAAAUUAAAAGUAUUAGUUCGCUGAAUUUACUGCCAGGUCUCUUAGAGUUAUUUCUUUACCUUUUCAGCUCAUGAGGUUUAUGGUGUGAGUAUUUAAAUACAUGUAUAUAGAGUACAUACACAGGCACACACAUUCAUACUAAAGGAAUGUACAGUCUGAUGACAGAAAAUGUUUGUGGGGGAGGCCUGGCAAUCAGGGCAACUUUCAUUUACUUAGAGUUCAGGUUCUUUAUUUAGUCCGCUAACUCCUUAGAAAAAUAUGUAGGUCUCUGCUUUGCUAAAUGCUUGACUUUCUUAAGCAGUCAAAAGGGUUAUAGGUAUUUGGGGAUUUUAUCCAUACUGGUACAGAUACAGUCGAUACUGAAUUUUAGCACAACUUUUUUUUUGAAUUACUCUGCAAUACUGGUGAAACAAUCAGCAGUUAUUUCUUACCAUAAAGUUGGAAAUGUGUCACUGCAAAUAAACUAAACCUAAACUCCCCCUGUGUAGAAUUUUAAUGUAAUUUUAGAAUCUUUCAUAUUAUUCUGAUGGUACAGGUUUUUGUAGAGAAAAAAAAAUUGGUACAGUCCAGCUUUUAAAUCAUUCAUUCUCAGUAUUGCCAAGAUGGGAUCAAUACACUGCUGUUUCCCACAGUGUCUUUUUGAAUAGCACCACUAGGAGGCAGAAAGAAAGAAAAUUAUAAAUCCUACACACAGGAGCUUUAAAUAAAGCAAACAGCACAAGUGAAAACUAACUAAAUUGUUUGGGGAGAAAACAUUAUUCAUAGAGGAGCAAAGAUUUAAGCAUAGUAGUGUUAGCUAUGCAAGCAAACACGUGGACCCUACAAAACAUCUGUAUCACACACAAUAAACACAAUAACACUGUGAUCUUGGUUUUAUUUGUGCAAAGUGUAGUCUUUGUAGCCACUAAUGUGCUCUCACAUUAGAUAUAGAUUGAUUUCUUCCUCUAUGUAUCAAGUUCUCAUGUUGUUCCCAUAAACUAGGAUUAUUUUGUGAGGGUUUGAGGAAAUCUCCUUUUAAGGAAUGUAGUACUUUGAAAUGCAUAUAGGUGGUCAUAUUAUUAUGUUUCUAUAUGAAGAAAUCUAAGAAAUUUAAAAUGUCUCCAAAAUCAAUAUUCCCCUUUUACCAGUGAACAUUUCUCUCUGUGCCUCAACCCUCUCUGUCUCACUGUCUCCAUUACUCCCUCGUCAUUUCAUUUUCUCUCUCGUCUCAGAUUCUCAUUAACACUGCUGCCCUGUUACCUCUUCGCCCCCCCUCCUCGUUAAGCCACAGAGCCACUUUUCUCUGUUCCUUUCCCAGAUUCAGCCCCCUACACCACCUCUCAUAAACAAUGUGUAGAUGUAUGAAAGUAAUGGGGGGCAGGAGACAUCCAAUUAAAAGCACAAUGCAUUAUUAUUUCACAGCUCCCCCUUCUCUGCCGUCUCCCGAAGCCCUUCAGAUUAUAUAACAGCUCAGUGUCAACGGAGCCAGCCUGUGGAGGACAAGUUAAGGGGGUCUUCGCCGGUGAUGCAGCUCAGCGACUCUGGACUUUCCCCAGUAGCUUGUGCACUACCCCCUCACUCCUCCUCCUCCUCCCUCUCCUCCUCCUCCUCCUCUUUCCUCCCUUUUGCCAUAUCCACCCACCCAUUCCACCCACCAGCCCACCUUCUCUCUCCCUUCCUUACACACACAUACACACAUACACUCAAUCACGAAUGCACAGGGAUUGCAGCAGCAGCAGCACCGCGAGAUGGAGAUCUCCGCUGCGUGUGUGAGUGCCUGUUCCCGGUGAGUGCAGGGACAAGAGCGAAUGAGUGUCAGUGAUGCUUGAAUAAGGUGUAUGAGGGAGAAGAGGGGGAGAGAGCGCGGAGUAAAAGGCAGGAGGGGGAUAUCAGUGAGGACCCGAUGAGGUUUUGAGGCAAUGUGUGUCUGUUUUUUUCCCCCUUUCAUCCCGAUAACCUGAAUCUUUGCCGGAUGUGCCACAACUACUCCAGCUGUCACUGCACCGGCUGCCUCUCUCUUGGUCCUCCCGCAGCCUGUGAGAGCUGCUCCAGUGGCUGGACGGUACCCUGGCACCCACUGAAUACAUGGAUGAACACUGGCUCUACAGGGGAUCUGCGCUUUCUUGUCCUUUGCACCUCUGAUCUGUUUCUCAAGGAAAUAUGGUGAGCAAAGAGGACACCAAAUGCGUUGUUCUCUCAAAUUCAGAUGAAUCAGAUUCAGAAACAGGCCCAUCACACAGCCUUGACACACAGUCUGGACCAGAAUCAGGCAAGCAGCAAGUGAAGAAGAGAAACAAGGCCUUACAAGUACGUUUUAAGGAUAUCUGUGAAGCUCAGAAUGAGCAUAGGGGAAGACGCUCCAGAUCCAUUUCCUGCAAAGUGACACACAGAAAAUACAUGACCAUGCCUGCCAGGCGCUCUAUUCCAAAUGUUACCAAGAGUACUGGUGUCCAGACCUCACCGGACCUCACUAAGCGAUACAAGACUUUCCCUUUUGAGAGGAAAAAAGGACAUACAUUUAAACAUACUGCUUUGGUGGAAGAUUACAGAGGACAGAACAAUGGGUUUUUGAGUGAUAUAAAGGCAGGAGGAGAGGACGGACAACCUAUCGGGGAGUCCUCUAAGUACAAGGGUAAGAUUGUGGGGCAGACAAAAGCAUUGCUUCACCACACUGAUGACAGCAGUGAUACAGAGGAUUUGCUUUCCAGUGCCAACUGUGUGGAUGGACCCUCAUGCCCAGACUCCUCACAUUUCUCAGAAGAGUGCCAUCCUAGCAGCCCUCCGUCCAAAAGUGAACAAGAGUACCAGGUUUGUGGGACAAGGACCAAACACAAAGGAUUACCCAAAGAAGACAUGGAUGCUGGCACUUCUUCAAAGCGCCAGCUGGCUAACUCAGAGUUUUCACAGGACAAGUCAAAGGGUACGGGCCCUGUUGCGUGGAACUCUCUGACACAGGUGGAGUCUUUAGGAAGCCCCUCUGUGAGCUGCAAACGGAAAAAGGGCACACAGCUAAAUGAACAGCAGUCACAGACACUUCCCCAUAGUGCCAAAUGUUCUGUACAGUCACAAGGGCAGUGUCGGACAAGGCAUGUGUCAGCCUCCUCUAAACUCCAGCAAACAGUUGGGGGGGACGAGGGCUUUCCUCCAGGAGACACAGGAGCCCUAGGCAUGGGGAGCAGCCAGCAGAUAAUGCCCUUAUCUGGAGACAAGGAUAUCAAAGCACAGCUGCAGGCCAUGGAGAGCCUCAUCAGCUCGAGCCAGGAGACCAUCAAGGUCCUACUUGGAGUUAUUCAGGAGCUGGAGAAAGGUGAAGCACAGAGAGAGGGGCUCUCCUACCGAACAGGACAAGACACAGCAAAUUGUGAUACUUGUCGAAACAGCGCAUGCAUCAUAUACAGUGUCGAGCUCGACUUCAAGCUGCAGGAGGACAAGCUACAGCCCCUGAUGAAGAGACUUUGCCCCCUGGAUAGCCAACAAUGCCCUGCUCUGCCUUACUCCAAUGAAGUGUUCACAUCCACCCCAAAACGGAAGUCCAAGACAGAGUCCAAAAAGCAUGCUCGUUGGAAACUCUGGUUCCUUUGAAUAAAACAUGAAGGCUUUGGAAACUGCCUUUUUAUUGGCCACAUUAAUACCCCUGUUACUCUCAAAAUGGAUGAAGGAAUAUUCAGAGGGAGUAAUCAACCCUGUGAGAAUGGAUUACGCCAGAGACCAGUUCAUUUGAGUUGAGACUGCACGUCAAGUCAGCUGGGGGACAGCAGAAACAAAAUAAUAAUAAUAAUUUAAAAAAACUAUUUAAAUUCUGUCAGACCUUUUUCUGGCACGUGUGCUGGAGAGGGAUGACACACACACCUGCAAAAACUAGGUGAGCUUUGGGAUACAUUUUGUACAUAUAUUUUUUUAGCUGCGUAAAAAUGGAUGUUAUUUAUAUACUGGUUAAAAGCCCCUCUCAGUUUAUGUUUAUGUCUUUUUACAGUAUCCUCCAAUGCAAUGCACUUUUGGUCUUUUUUUUCCCCCUUAGAGCAUAUUGCUUGGCAACAAGAGGAGGUGCCAUGUGGAGGGCCUUUUAUGAGUGAAGCUGUAAUCUUUGAACGGACAUCAGCCCCACCUCCAGCAAAGCACAAACAUUUGACUAUUGAGAGGAACAUGCGUAAAAGACUGAAACACAGUACAGUACAUGACAGUAUGUCAUUGUUGUUCCUAUAACCCUGUCUAUUUUCUCCUCUCCUCCCUUAUCUGUUAACAUCCUGCUCAGUUUGUCUGCCCACCUGAAUGUCUGCCUGCUUUUGUUAAUAACCCGUCUCCUCUCUCUCUUUGUAAGGCUAUCCCUUUAUCUCCCUCUCUCUGUCCUUCUUUCUAUCACUCCAUUUAGCUUAACUGUGCUAAACUGUUUCUUGUUCCUUUUCUGUUGGCUACACUGACAUGAAAUGUUCAGAAUCUAUAUUUUAGAAUAUCUAUCUUUUUUAUAGCAAAGAUGCAGAUGAAAUUUUAAAAUGUAUAUGUUUGGGCUCCUCCUCUUGAAGCAGAUACAGUAUAAUAAGUGAAAAUGCAGAACAAGUCUGGGUUAGAUCUGAUUUUCUAACAACAUAUAUGAUGUUUUGACUUCUUAUAAGGUAGAAGUAUUUUCUAUGAUAACUUAAGAAGUGUUUUUUUUCCUUUCUUUUUUUUUUUUUUGAAAACAACAAAAGUAAAGGCUAUUUUAACAUUUCUCUUUGAGUCCAUAAAGAGUUUGCCUUGCCUCUCAAUCACUUACUGCAUCACAGCAAAGCUCUGAUGUGAAGUCAAGAACCUGCUCUAUUUUUUAAGCAAUUUGUUUCAUGUCCAGUUAGCUGACACGUGAAGUGUUGUUUUGUAAUACUGAUUAUCUUGCCAGUCAACUGAAAAGUCUUGUAAAAUUAAACAACUUUUUUUUCCCCACAGAAAACAAUUACAGAACACCAAACACCUGUCUACCAACCCACACAAACAACUGUGCACUGAACUUGCAAGAGUAGAAGGGCUAUACACAGUGCUAAGGGGAGUAUGGUAGCAAUCUUAAACAGCAGAGAAGACUUGUAGCCACCAGUUUUGGUUAAGUAUAAAAAAAAAAACAACAAACAAACAAAACAGCAAAAUGCUAACGAUGUAGCAAAGACACUGAACUUGCACGCUGUUAUAAAGCAAGUACCUACUGGAGUCUUAAAAUAAUUUUAUAACAGCAGCUCUCAUUUUGUGGAGAUUAUGGUACUGUUAAAUGUCCAAGAAAUGUCAGGAAGACACAUACUGGCCUCCCAUUGUUAGAUUACGCAGUAGAUUACAUUAUUCAGGUCACCAAUUUCCAUGCAAAGAUCUGUACCCUGAGAAAGUGCAAUUUAGUGAUUAUGUGCAAUAUUAUGCAUUUUUCUACUGUUUCUACAUCACAAUUAAAACAUUUUCAACUGAA
This is a messenger RNA of Lates calcarifer (barramundi perch), 6123 nucleotides long. RefSeq names its product inhibitory synaptic factor 2Ab (gene insyn2ab). Gene Ontology annotation, cellular component: postsynaptic density. Bases 2865 to 4286 code for a protein of 473 amino acids. The record is from RefSeq and is a predicted model, not a curated record. The transcript is spliced from 4 exons. Gene Ontology annotation, biological process: inhibitory postsynaptic potential. Lineage: Eukaryota; Metazoa; Chordata; Actinopteri; Centropomidae.